UGUUCUCUGUAACUUGUACCAUGACUGGUGCAGAGAUUGAGCCUAGUGCCCAGGCCAAGCCUGAAAAGAAGACUGGGGAAGAGGCUGUGGCUGGGGCUGAGAGAGAAAAUGAAGUCCCUCUCGUCGUCAGGCCCAAGGUUAGGACUCAGACCCAGGUAACUUCCGGGGCAAAGUCCAAAACUGAGAACAAGCCUGUGCCUGGGGCAAGGCCUAAAACUGAGGCCCAGGCAGUGGCUGGGGCAAGACCUAAAAAUGAGGCCCAGGCAAUGCCUGGGGCAAGGCCCAAAAAUGAGGCCCAGACAAUGGCUGGGGCAAGGCCCAAAAAUGAGGCCAAGGCAGUAGGUGGAGCACGUCCUAAGACUGAGGCCAAGGUAAUUCCUGGGGCAAGGCCCCAGGAUGAAGCCCAGGCAUGGGCCCAGACUGAGUUUGCGGCUGAGGCAAUGUCACAGGCAGAGGGAGUGUCCCAGACUAAUGCCGUUUCCUGGCCACUGGUCAGUACCGAGUCUGGGUCAGUUACUAAAUCUAAGGGACUAUCUAUCGAUAGAGAACUAGCGAAUAUGGAUGCUGAAACCUUUCCUGGCUCCCAGGCUCAGAAAGGAAUCCAACCCUGGUUUGGACCAGGGGACGAACCUACCAUGGGGUCUUGGUGCUAUCCCAGGCCCAGGGCCAGAGAGGAGGCCUCUAAUGAGUCUGGAUUUUGGUCAGCAGAUGAGACCUCUACGGUGUCUUCUUUCUGGUCUGGAGAAGAGACCAGUAUCAGGUCAUGGCCCAGGGAAGAAGCCAAUACCAGGUCCAGGCACAGGGCUAAGCACCAGACUAACCCCAGGUCCAGGCCCAGAUCCAAGCAAGAACCCUAUAUUGAUUCCUGGUCUGGGUCUGAGGAUGAGGCUGGCAACCCAUUCUGCCUCUGGCCUGGAGAAAAUACCAAUAACUUGUUCAGGCCCACAGUCAGAGAAGAGGCAAAUGUCAGGUCCAAGCUCAGGACAAAGAGAGAAGACUGCUUUGAAUCUGAGUCUGAAGAUGAGUUCUAUAAGGAAUCCUGGUUUUUGCCUGGAGAAGAAGCCAAUAGUAGAUUCAGGCACAGAGACAAGGAAGAGCCUAAUACCAUCCUGAAAUCCAGGGCCCAGAAGGAUGUUCAUAAUGGUGAUAGGGUCAAACAAGAGCCCAAGUUUGAGGAGGACGUCAUUAUUGGAUCCUGGUUCUGGGCAGAAAAAGAGGCCAAUUUGGAAGCUGGGGCUUCAGCAAUCUGUGAAUCUGAGCCAGGGGCUGAGGAGGGGGCCAUAGGCGGAUCUUUGUUCUGGGCCGAGGAAAAGUCCAGUUUGGGGGCUGUGGCCAGAGAAGAGGCCAGGCCAGAGUCUGAAGAAGAGGCCAUAUUUGGGUCCUGGUUCUGGGACAGAGAUGAGGCCUGCUUUGACCUAAAUCCCAGUCCUGUGUACAGGGCUAGUAACAGGUUCAGAGAUUCAGCUGGGGUGGAGCUUAAUGUAUCCUCCAGGCCCCAAACCUGGGAAGAGGUCACUGUUGAAUUCAAACCUGGUCCUUGUCAUGGGAUUGGCUUCCCUUCCACCACCCCCUUUAGAAUUCCUGAAGAGGCUUACAAAAUGUUUGAGGCAAAUCCCAAGGACACAGAACUUAGCCCAGAAGGGGAAGAGCAGGAAUCUGUACCUCAGCCUGAUCAGCCUGAUGCUGAGUUCCCAUUUCAGUAUGAUUCUUCCUACCGGUCAGUCCAGGAAAUUCGAGAGCAUCUUAGGGCCAAGGCGAGUGCAGAGCCUGAGAAUUGGUCCUGCAGCUGCAUACAGUGUGAGCUUAAAAUUGGUUCUGAAGAGUUCGAAGAACUCCUUUUAUUACGGGAAAAAAUUCGGGAUCCUUUUGUUCAUGAAAUAUCUAAAAUUGCAAUGGGUAUGAGAAGUGCUUCUCAAUUUACCCGAGAUUUCAUUCGUGAUUCGGGUGUUGUCUCACUUAUUGAAACGUUGCUCAAUUAUCCAUCCUCCCGAGUUAGGACAAGUUUUCUGGAAAAUAUGAUUCACAUGGCUCCACCUUAUCCAAAUCUAAACAUGAUUGAGACAUUCAUAUGUCAGGUGUGUGAGGAAACCCUUGCUCAUGGUGUGAAUUCCCUUGAGCAGCUGACUGGAAUAAGGAUGCUUAGACACCUUACUGUGACUACUGACUAUCACGUACUGAUUGCCAAUUAUAUGUCUGGGUUUCUCUCCUUGUUAACCACAGCCAAUGCGAGAACAAAGUUUCAUGUUCUGAAAAUGCUACUGAAUUUGUCUGACAAUCCUGCUGUGGCAAAAAAACUAUUCAGUGCCAAAGCUCUUUCAAUAUUUGUGGGUCUCUUUAACAUAGAAGAGACAAAUGAUAAUAUCCAAAUUGUUAUUAAGAUGUUUCAGAAUAUCAGUAACAUUAUAAAAAGUGGAAGGAUGUCCUUAAUUGAUGAUGAUUUCAAUCUUGAGCCGCUUAUUUCCGCAUUCCGUGAAUUUGAGGAGUUAGCUAAGCAACUACAAGCCCAAAUAGACAAUCAAAAUGAUCCCGAGGCGGGACAACAAAGCUAAUAUGAUUACACACCUGCCGCUGAUCAGCCUUAUGUUCCCAAAGAGACCUGAGUAGUGCUUUGGUGUUCACAGUCUGGUUUUGUGUUGUAACUUAUAUUUUUAAUGCUGAUGUUAAAUUUGUCAAACUCUUGUUCUGCGCUGGAUCAUUUUGUGAAUGCCAAAUGAAUAUUAGAGCUGUAAACGCAGUUGUUGAUAUUUGUCUUCUUGUCCAGAUUGUGAUAUUUUUCAGUAUUAAGCUUCCAAUGAGCUGAGUCACCUGAGUAAGCUAUCCUGCUAUUCAUUGUUUAAAUAUAUGGUUCUCUAUUCGAGUCUGUGUUUUCAAUAAAGUUCUAUGUUAAAAUUGGCAUUAAUGACCCUUCUUCAUUUUAAAAACUAGAAGCAAAUACAUUAUGCAUCCUUACAAAGGUAAUUAAUAAUAUGACAAACAUACGCUCAUUAUAAAAUACUACUCUUUGAGUUUAUGAAGGGAGAGAUUACUGUGAGCUGUGGUACUUGAGGAAUGUUGCAGAGAAGAGGGACUCACUUAAAU
Molecule: messenger RNA, 3078 nt
Organism: Propithecus coquereli (Coquerel's sifaka)
Lineage: Eukaryota; Metazoa; Chordata; Mammalia; Primates; Indriidae
Product: G-protein coupled receptor-associated sorting protein 2-like
Exons: 1
Coding region: 21-2549 (842 amino acids)
Source: RefSeq, a predicted model, not a curated record